CCUUAAUUCUACCACUACACUGUUAAAACCCUGCUGCGAGAACGACGACGAUUCUGUUGGCUUCAAUUUCAAUUCUCCGUCUCAUGAAAGAGCUACUAUAAAGGUACCCAGACAGACAAAGGCAGUCUCCAGGAACAACAACACGAAUGCCUGCUCAAAAAUAAAGUUCGAAUGCCACAAUAGUGGCGCUCCAAGCUACCGUGGGCACAAGCCAGUCACAUUUGGGCCGACCGAUACCAGCCAUGUCUACGGCGUCCUUAGCCUCAACGGGCAAAAAGCGCAAGGUUUCUCAUCUUGUCGACUUCUCCGACACUACAAUUGUCGUCCUCACGGUCGGACCCGAAAAGAAGCCCUACAACAUAUAUCGGGAGCUACUAUGCCAGCAUUCGCGAUACUUUCGCAACAUGUUCAAAGGCGAAUUCAAGGAAGCCAGCGAGAAGUCAACAAACUUACCAGACACGAGUUGCGAGACGAUUGAGGACGUGAUGCGAUGGAUGCACUCAGGCGUGCUGAAUGUGGAUACGCUUAGACGUGCUAGGCAUGAAGACGAGGACAAUGGUACUGAAACGGAGGAGGGCACAUCACGAAAUCGCGACGAGAAAGGAGAAGGCAAAGAUGACAAGGACGAUGACGGCGAUGCUGGCGAAUCUGAUGCCGGCGAAGGAGCAAGUGAUGACGAGGGCAAAGAUGACACUAGCAGCAACGGAGGCAUUGAAGACGAACUCGACGUCUUGUAUGCCGCUUACCUCGACAUCUACAUCUUCGCAGAUCAAUACGAUGUCCCCGACCUCCGAUUGACAACCUUGAAGACAUGGCAGCGACUAGACGUAGAAUCUCCAUCUAGAGAGAAACCGCUCGGUUCUCUAGUGAAGAGGGCAUUUGCAAGCCUUCCCGCGAAUUCGCCGCUAUGCAAAUACCUCAUAAGGUCUUGCGCGUACAGAUGGUCAACGCAAUGGAUCCAUGAGCAAGCCAGAUUCGAUCUACCUUAUAUUUUUAUGAUCGGAGUCAUGGCUGCCAACUCUCGUUCGAUCGGCCAGACUUCCAAAGCCCUUUUGACCAGCUGGUGCUGGUUUCAUGAACAUGGUACUAAAGUCAUUCCUGAUGAGUGCAUUGCUGAGAAGGAAGAGCUGAUGAAGACUCUAAACGAUGCCACGGGAAAGAAGGCGGAAGCUACGAAAGCCGAGCCUGUGAGGCCACAACAGAAUACUACUGCCAAUGCAGCAAUUGUACAGAAGAGGAGGAGGGUUUAAGCACACUCCUAAUCGGGAAGCACUCGCUUGACGCUUUCAUGAUCCUACAAUUUCAUAAAGUGCCAAAGGAGGACACAAUUAACGCAAGGAACGAGCACUUUCUGGACUCAAGAGGGCCAGCUAUAUGAAUGGUUCGGAUAUGUUCUAGGGUCUCAGUGUUUCCACGACAACGCCUCA
This is a messenger RNA of Mytilinidion resinicola, 1427 nucleotides long. RefSeq lists its product as uncharacterized. The transcript has 3 exons. The record is from RefSeq and is a predicted model, not a curated record. NCBI's taxonomy places the organism in Eukaryota, Fungi, Ascomycota, Dothideomycetes, Mytilinidiales, Mytilinidiaceae. Bases 243 to 1250 code for a protein of 335 amino acids. Gene Ontology annotation, molecular function: protein binding.